Molecule: messenger RNA, 351 nt
Organism: Paramuricea clavata
Lineage: Eukaryota; Metazoa; Cnidaria; Anthozoa; Malacalcyonacea; Plexauridae
Source: the annotation of a GenBank genome assembly
AUGGCAAUAUUUUCACUUGCCACCUCAACAAGCUCAUUCUGCAGAGUUGCCUUGGAAUUAACUUGCGCCGUUGGUGAUGUCUGUGAUAAAGGUGCUUGUGUCGCUGUUGGUAAUAGUUGCUCUGGUGAAGAUGGUUGUGGUGUUGAUGGCUGUGGUGGCACUGGUGUUAAUGGUUUUAGAUGCGUUGAUACUUGCAUUGGUAAUUAUGGUACUGGGAUUGAUGGCUGUUGUGGAAGUUUUGGAUGUGCUUGUGACGGUGAAGUUAGGUGUGAAGAUGCUGAUGGUUGUGCUGGUGCUGAUGGUGAUUGUUGUGGGGUAGAUGGCCGAUGUGGAACCAACGGUUUUGGUUGA